Messenger RNA from Cryptococcus wingfieldii CBS 7118, 2211 nucleotides. RefSeq lists its product as hypothetical. The record is from RefSeq and is a predicted model, not a curated record. NCBI's taxonomy places the organism in Eukaryota, Fungi, Basidiomycota, Tremellomycetes, Tremellales, Cryptococcaceae. Gene Ontology annotation, molecular function: protein binding. The transcript has 5 exons. The coding region runs from base 1 to 2211 and encodes 736 amino acids.
AUGCGCUCCCCGCCGCUGCUGGCGCUGCCCCCGGAGGUCCUCGAGCAGGUCUUCCUGGCGCUGGCCCUCCCCGACAGCCUCCGUUUCAUGCGCACCUGCUCUCUUCUCAGAGACAUCUACAACGCCUCCGCCCACCUUCACUAUCUCGCCCUCCUCCAGACCUCCGCCUAUGUCGACUGCCUCGCCCAGAGCAGCACACCCCUCGACCGUCAUGACGAACAGCCGCUGUCCCCCACAUCAUCAGCUCCCGGGACGCCCAUUGCCAGACGGUCAAAUAAACCACUGGCAUGGCGUUCCCCCCACACCGGCAAGCUUCGCUCCACCGUCUCUUCCGUCACCCUUCCUCCCUGGCCCAAUGAGCCUCCUCAAUCACAGCCAUUCUCGUAUCCCACCAGUGCUGCUGAAAAGGCCUCAAAGCUGAGAGAUCGGGAGAAAAGGUGGGAGACGGUCGACUUCAGGGAACAGAGGCUGUUGAAGGUGCGAGGACGGGAAGGCGUUUAUGAGCUACAAGAGGGUAUAUUUUUGUUGUGCAACGAUGUCAGUGAUGAGGAAGAAGACAAGCCCUCGUCCAUCCGUUUGAUCCCUCUACCGUCGACAGACGACCCCAACCUGGAAGAUCCUCCAAUCCAGACAAAGGCAAACGAGCUCCAGAUGUCUAUAUCUGAUCUGACUAUGGACCCUUCUCAAGAUCUUAUCGUGAUCAGCGAAUACAACCCUGCAUCUCAAGAUGCCAUGCACCCAACCCCAACUCACCGCUACCAUCUCCUAUCCAUGUCUACUUUCAAGCCCCAUCCCCUAGCCACCUUUCCCACUCUCGAUUUCCCCCCUCGAACAGAUACUUUACCGCGCACCAGACAGCUCCUUCAAGUCAUGGGUGACACGCUCGCCGUCCUGGUGGCCAAAUAUAUCCCAUUCUGGAUCCUCAAUGCUUUCAACAUUGGAAACAUCUGGCAGAGAACGCACGAGGAGGAGCUAGUGUUCUGGAACUGGAAGACGGGAAGGGUGCUGUCUCGUUUUCCUUUCACUGAAAAGAUAUGGUUCUCCUCUUUUGCGCUGUUAUCUCCGACCACGUUCAUGGUGACCAACACGUCCCUCACGAUCCCCUAUGCUGGCCCUCCGACACCAGGCAUCUCGGCGCGAGACCGAAGACCUACUGUCCAAGUCUACUCCAUCGCCACCGAUCCUCUGCACAUGGUUAUCCCUUCUCAGCCUUUGCAGAAUGAAGUCAUGGACGACACGACCCCUCGACCAGUCCUGUUGGCUGUUUUGGAAAUGCCAAAGCUGGAUUCAGAUGUCCAGGUAGCUGGCUUUGACGUUCGGCCUGAUCCUCCUUUCCCUGCCCGGCCCAAAGAUAAAGCUGGACAAGAGCCUGCCCCGACCCUCACAAGACACAAGCCAUUCACACAGGAUCCUUCAAAGGGCAUCAUGGUGCUAGACUUUGUGUUGACUGAAAGGGUCGUCUUGGGUGAAAAUGCGGUCGACCGCAUCGAGACGUGGCCCUUCGAACUCUUCUUGCCUCGAGAGACUCUGGUCAAGCUGGGCGAAGAAGGGGAGGAGAGGCUGCGAGAUGCUUGGUCGGCCGGCGGGUGGGACGGACUUGGUGUCAGGGGUGCUCAACGGGAUCUGGAAUGGGAAGAAUGGGGAGAGAAGGGUGCAAGGCUGGUGGAUAAGAUCAUGCCAAAACGGAGCUGGGUGUGUUCAUGUUCUGGCUACCGAUACAUCUCGAUACUCCCGCAAGAUAAAUCACCGUUCUUUGAAUAUGAUCUCGACGACCAAGCUCCAGACGACGAUCCUCCCCAGCGUGACCCUAAUAUCCCCUACGAUCCUCAACCCUCACAUAUCAUGCUACUCGACUUUUCUCCCUACAACGUUCAGAAGGAACUGUCUCAGACAGUGCCCUAUCCGGACUCGGACGAUGUCGAGCCGCCGAGGAGAAGGCAAUGGGCUGGGGAGACGUUCGUGCCCCCAUUCACACAGGGGGAAGGGUGGAAGUCAAGGGUGGUGACCGAGCCUACGGUUUUGAGGAAGAAGAAUGUGUGGGAAGGGGAUGUUGUGAGUGGGUUGCCUUAUAGAGAAGUCUGGAGAGAGUACGGGGGGCUGGCGAAUGGGGUCAUGAUCGAUGAUCAGAGGGUCAUUGUGAUAAAGACCAAAGCGCAGAGAAAUGGUGACUGGUCUUCAAUAAGCCAGGAGAUGACUAUUCUGUGUCUAUGA